CGCGUUUUAGCUCUUGGUGUACGGACAAGUUAAAUGAACGAACGCUCGCAGUGAAAUCAAAUUGUAUUCAACCACCGGCAGUUAAAUCUCCAUUCGUACCGUACUUUGGCCACUGGCAAAAGGAGAGUGGAAGCGGGGCCCAGAGUACUAGAGGAAGCAGGCAAAAGCCGAUGUAAUGCCUUCCCGGCGUAAUGCCGGCAGUAGUGCGGCCAGCAAACGACGCAAGCAUUCCUUGGGCAAUUUACGUCGUGCACAUCCAGCAUCGGGUGCCACAUGGAAUGUGCAGGUGGUUCGUGGCAAGAUGUCAUCGAAGUGCCUGUGGCAUGCUUGUCGUGCCCUGAUUUUGGGUGUGACACUGCUGCUGCUAGGUGCGGGAAUGGCAACAUUAGGCUACUAUGCGGAUCACUUAUCCAUAGGUUCCGAAUUGCGAGGCAAUGCUACGGUGCGUGUAAAAAACGACCUCAAAGGUUUCCAUCUUAAUAAUUUCUCUUAUGUGGGGCCGAUCGUUAUGGGUUUUGGCGGCUUCAUCGUAGUCGCCUCUUGUGUAAUGACCUUUGAGGCCCGCGAUUCAGCGGCAAAGGUGGUGCCAGCACGAUUUCGAGCCGGUGUUAAUGGCAGUAAAAUCACAGUACGUAGUAAUCAAAGCAGUUCGGCAUCACAGAGAAGAGCCAUAGGCUUACAAUACCAAAGCUCUCGAUGGGAUCAACAAUUUGGAGUUUUUCGAUCCUCACCUGCCACUGAACAGCCGCAAACAACACCAGCGCCAUUUGAUCGGGAGGCUCUAACAGCGGAACUAAUCAAAUUUUCCAAAACUCUCAGUGCAUCUGCUCGCUUCUCACCAAAACUGAGACGUCUCACCUACACUGGUUCUGUGCCAAACCUCUCCACUCAUCAUGCCUCACAACCCCUCGCCUAUUCCACUAAUAUAUCACAUUUACUUUCGCCGAAUCACAAACCCCUGCUGUGGCUGGAACACAAACGGCAUCGAACGCAUCGCCAUCACCACCACCACCAUCAUCACAACCAUCAUCAUCACCACCAUAACCAACGACCGGCAAAUGCCAACAACAACAUUUCCAAUACCACCACUCCCACCAAAACCUCUGCUUCCGCCACCGCCAUCAACAACAACAAUUUCACCUGCACGACAUCGUCCUCGACGCCCCUCAAUAGUGGGCGUCAGAUCAAAAAUCGUGGAACACGUAUUAGUAAUAGUUUAAUUCAAAGAGCCACGCGGGAAAGUACAUCCUCAAUGCAGUGUGCCCUGCUCCAGCCGCCCAAUAACAAAUUGCACUGGCAUCAUGCGGCCUCCUUCGAUGAGACUUGCCGGGCAGCCAAUGACAAGCAGAGGGAACGUGUGGCAGAACGUACCAAGCGUUCGGAUACAGCAAAGCGUCAUGUGCUGGCGCGUCAGAAGCCCAUUGAGCAUGAGGAGGAUAAGCCCUCUACCAGCCCACUGGGUAAUCGCAGAUGUUCCACUAUGUCUGAUUCAUCAUACAGUGGCCGCUGGACGGUCCGUUGUGCUUCGAUAGCCAGCCGAACAUCCAUAGUGAGUCGAGCUUCCAGUAUAGAUUCUAGACGUAUACAAGUAGAUUUACAUAGUCCCGAAGUAAUACCAAAAUCCAUUUUGCGCUCACCAAAGCGCUACAGCUCAGGGCCAUCAACAACGCCAUCAGUGGAAAAAGAAUUUCGAAGUCAACUUUCUGUGUGCUCCGAACCUCCUGCCCCCAUACGUCAACUAUCGGGUCAGUCCAGUUUGGAGCCAUGUUUACCCGAAGAGGGUAUCGAACAUUUCGAUGAAAGCCUGCAAAUGACACAAACCGAAUCUAUUACCUCCUUAACGGCAACACCGACGACCAUUAAUCCGGUCGAUCCACCCCCACCUAUAACAGCCUUUGGCAUGAAAUCACCCAGCCGGCCUGGAAUUCUAAAAAAGCCCCGACCCGACUCUUUACCCCUAAUGGGCAAUGCGGCUCUGCUGGAACUUACCAAGCCGCCUGCCCAUCAUGAACGCCUCAAGAACCUCCAGCGCAGCCUAUCCUCACGUACACAUGAUCGCCCGCGGGCACAAAAACCCCGAGAUCAUGAUGAUUCGAUAUUCUAUAUACGUUCGGAUCAUCACAACAAUGAUUUUUUCGAUUCCGAAAAAGUCAUCAAUGAGCGUCGUUCAACAUUGCUGAAGGCGGAUAGUGAGACCGCCCUGGCUGAGCGUAAGCACAGUUCACUCUCAAUACCCGAAAGAAUUCUGGAGCAAAGCAAUUCCCUGACAGCGGAGUCAGCAGAGGACGAGGAAGAGGGGAAGCAGGAGGGUGAGGAUGAGGAUGAGGCGAAAACCCCGGAUGACACUGUGCUACAAAUUGAGGAGGAAACAAAUGAAGCCAUGGAAACGGAAGCCGAACACCAUCCCUGCGACGGUGCAAUGGAAAAUGUGUAAACUCAUAGCUUGCAAUGGUCGAUAGGCACAAAAUGCAAUAAAGGAGAUUUCUUUCGAAAAGAAACAAUCGAAUUACUUUACAACUUAAAGUUGUGUAGACAACCUAAGUGACAUACAAUUUUCAUUUCAAAACCCAUCAC
Messenger RNA from Stomoxys calcitrans (stable fly), 2574 nucleotides. Its product is annotated as TSC22 domain family protein 1. NCBI's taxonomy places the organism in Eukaryota, Metazoa, Arthropoda, Insecta, Diptera, Muscidae. The transcript has 7 exons. The record is from RefSeq and is a predicted model, not a curated record. Bases 176 to 2434 code for a protein of 752 amino acids.